Molecule: messenger RNA, 3951 nt
Organism: Monopterus albus (swamp eel)
Lineage: Eukaryota; Metazoa; Chordata; Actinopteri; Synbranchiformes; Synbranchidae
Gene: chrd
Product: chordin
Exons: 21
Coding region: 187-3036 (949 amino acids)
Biological process (GO): negative regulation of BMP signaling pathway; dorsal/ventral pattern formation; multicellular organism development
Molecular function (GO): BMP binding
Source: RefSeq, a predicted model, not a curated record
ACUGUACAGUGUCUAGCUGUCUGAAAGUGGGAUGAUCCACAACUUUAAAACACUUGGCUUUAAGCAGGAAACGAUACUUUGGUUACGGUGUAAAUUAGGUCGACAGUGACUUUAUAAAUUAGGCUUCUCCACAUCGGAGGUUAGUGGGAAACAUUUCGAGGAGAAAGUGAAAAAGGGAGCUUUGGGAUGCUGGUUCCUCGCGCGCUGCGUUCCCUGCUGUGCGUACUGAGCUGCGCCUGGCUGCGCACCGGAGCGGCCUCGAGGCUCAAGGCUCCGGCUCUGCCCAUCCAGUCAGAGAGAGAACCAGUGCCCUCCAAAGGCUUGUCAGGAUGCUCAUUUGGAGGCCGAUUCUACUCUCUGGACGACACAUGGCAUCCAGAUUUGGGUGAGCCCUUUGGUGUCAUGCACUGUGUCCAGUGCCACUGCGAACCUCAAAAGAGUCGUCGUGGCAAAGUACUGGGGAAGGUAAACUGUAAGAACAUAAAACAGGACUGUCCAGACCCAGACUGUGAUGAUCCCGUCCUUCUGCCAGGGCACUGCUGUAAAACCUGCCCUGAAGAUAACAGUGACAAGAAACAGACGGACUCUGUGCUGGACCCCUUUGAGUAUUUCCAUGAGAAGAGCAAAGAGAAGGAGGAUGACCUCCACAAAUCGUACAAUGACAGAUCCUACCUGAGCUCUGAGGAUGUGGGCCCUGAGGAGAGCCGCACUGACUUUAUAGCGGUGUUGACAGGGGUGACAGACUCAUGGCUGCCCAGCUCCAGUGGAGUUGCCAGAGCCCGCUUCUCUCUGACCAGAACCAGCCUGGCUUUCUCCAUCACAUACCAGAGAAUGGGCCGUCCCAGUAAAAUAGCCUUCCUGGAUUCAGAUGGGACCACAGCUUUUGAGUACAGGGUCUCCAAGGGACAGUCAGACAUGAUCUGUGGAAUAUGGAAGAACCUAGCUAAACCCCUAAUACGACAGCUGCAGUCUGAGCAGAUGCGCAUCAGAAUGACCACGUUGAUGAACAGAGGAGAAGAAGUGGAAGGGAAGAUCAUCAAACACAGAGCACUGUUUGCUGAGACAUUUAGUUCAACUCUGACCUCCGAAGAAGAGAAUUCAGGCAUGGGAGGCAUCGCCAUGUUGACACUGAGUGACACAGAGAGCAAUCUUCACUUCAUCCUCAUCCUCCAAGGCCUCAUCAAAGACAAAGAUCCCCUUUUGGUGCCUAUCCGGGUCCAGCUUGUAUACCGCCAGCACAUCCUGAGAGAGAUCCUUGCCAACAUCACCUCUCAUGAUCCAGAUUUUGCUGAGGUGCUGACAGACCUGAACAGCCGCGAACUGUUCUGGUUAUCUCGUGGCCAGCUGGAAAUCGCCGUGGCGACUGAGGGUCAGGAUCCUCGACAAAUCUCUGGCUCCAUCACCGGUAGAAAAUCUUGUGACACUAUUCAGAGUGUGAUGUCCAGUGGUGAUGCACUGACCCCGGGGAAGACAGGAGGCGUGGGCUCUGCCAUCUUCAGCCUUCAUGAUAACGGCACACUGGACUACCAGGUUCAGGUUGCAGGUCUCACCAGCGAUGUGGUUGGGCUCACUAUUGAACUGAAGCCAAGGCGACGUAACAAGCGUUCUGUGCUGUAUGACCUGACCCCAGAGUACAACAAGGCCACAGGCCGGGCGGUAGGUGGCUGGAGUCGCAUGGAGGCCCGACAUAUCCACAUGCUGCUGCAGAAUGAACUCUUCAUCAAUGUGGCCACAGCACACAGCCAGGAGGGGGAGCUGAGGGGGCAGAUCAAGGCUCUGCCGUACAGUGGCCUGGAAGCACCCAGACAUGAGCUGCCCACCCCUCUGGCUGGCCACUUUGUGUCUCCACCAGUAAGAACAAGUGCCUCUGGUCAUGCCUGGGUGUCAGUGGACAGACAGUGCCACCUACAUUACGAGAUUGUUGUUGCGGGCCUCAGCAAGACUGACGACCUCACUGUGAACGCCCACCUCCAGGGACUGGCUGAGAUCGGAGAGAUAGACGACAGCAGCACUGCGCACAAGAGGCUGCUGACCGGCUUCUACGGAUCACAGGCUCAGGGAGUGUUAAAGGACAUCAGUGUUGAAUUACUACAACACCUGGACCAGGGAACAGCCUUCAUCCAGGUCAGCACCAAGCUGAACCCUCUAGGAGAAAUACGUGGGCGGGUCCACGUGCCAAACAACUGUGAUCUUGGGACUAGGGGGGAGGUGGAGGAGGCUGAGUUUGAUGACCUCUUUGUGAAAGACCCAGAAGAACUGAAGAAAGACCCCCAUACCUGCUUCUUUGAGAACCAGCACCAUGCUCAUGGCUCCCGCUGGACGCCCAGCUACGACAAGUGUUUCUCCUGCAGCUGCCAGAAGCGAACAGUGAUAUGUGAUCCAGUCAUUUGUCCAGUGUUGACCUGCCCCCGAACCAUUGAGCUUGAUAGCAAGUGCUGCCUUGUCUGUGAUGAUAGGAAUGAUUCCAGAGACAUGAAAGCUCCAGAGAGGAUGGAAGAACAUCCUGAAGGUUGCUACUUUGAAGGAGACCAGAAGAUGCACGCUCCAGGGACCGCAUGGCAUCCCUUUGUACCUCCCUUUGGCUACAUUAAAUGUGCUGUCUGCACUUGCAAGGGAUCUACAGGUGAGGUGCACUGUGAGAAGGUGACAUGUCCAGUGUUGACCUGCAGUCACCCUGUGAGACGUAAUCCCUCUGACUGCUGUAAGGAGUGCCCAGAGGAAGAGAGGACUCCUACAGGCCUGGAGCAUGGCGACAUGAUGCAAGCAGAUGGCCCGAGGCACUGCAAAUUUGGCAAGAACUAUUACCAGAACAGCGACAACUGGCAUCCCUGGGUCCCGCUGCUGGGGGAGAUGAAGUGCAUCACCUGCUGGUGUGAUCAUGGUGUGACAAAGUGUCAAAGGAAGCAAUGCCCGCUACUGACCUGCUCCAACAUCACCCGCAGAGAGGGCUCAUGCUGUCCUGAAUGUACUGAUUCUAAAGAGGAAGACAAUCUGAUGAUGAAAGUGCCAGACAAAAGACGAACCUGGAGACACUGAUCUAUGGAGACCUACCCAAAAACCCCAAACCCAUCUUUACCUGUUUAACCUCCCAACUGGACCCAAACCCAGAGCUGCACACUGGGGUCUUCCUACCUGUCCUCCCUCCUCACCUCAUACCCACCCUGUUAUCAGCUUCAGGAUUGUAAUGAACAGAGAAGAGCGAAGACAAAGGCAUGGCAAAACAGACUCAUUAAGUGAAGGAAUGAUACAAUGAAGAGGACCAACCAGACUUUACAAACCUGCUGCCUUUUGCUUCCUGUCUUCCAUUUUUGGUGGAACUUUUUCUUCCUCUGUUUUUCAAAGCACCUCAAAAGGAGAAAACAGGUAGAUGUAGCUGUGUAACGCAAGUGAUCAACUGGAUUCUUUUGCUGGUGUUGUUGAAAGAAGUCCAGCUGGAUUUGAAAUGUAAAGGUUGUGUUUCAUUGACAGGACUUCAUUCUGAAGUACAGCCAUAGCUAAUGUCACUCUCGCCGCCUUCACUGGAUACAGUGAGGAAAGUGUUGCUUACAUGUGUGUGAAUGUGCAUGUGUGUGAGCAUGUGUGUGAUUUAAAAAAAAAAGUUUUUAACCAGUAAUGAAUAUGAGUGAACAGAAAUACAGAACCACAGUAGCUUUAAUGGGUGGCCACAUAUGUUGUUACCCAACUCUUCAGUCAGUCUGCAACUUAUACUUCCCCUCAAAUCAGUCACUCGGUCAGUCACACACUGUAGGCGUCAGGAUCAGUUCUGUUUCACUGGAUGAGCAGCGUGAACACAUCUCACCUUGCCACCAUUUCCCAGUGUAACACAAACAUGAGCUUUGGCUUCACCUCCUGUUGGUCACAUCACUUCUCUGCUUCAGUUGUUCCUAUUUUUGUUUCAAAUUAAAUAAUAUUUUAUGAGGUUUUCUUUUAUCGAUUUUGUUUAAGAAUAUG